Molecule: messenger RNA, 3528 nt
Organism: Physella acuta
Lineage: Eukaryota; Metazoa; Mollusca; Gastropoda; Physidae
Product: E3 ubiquitin-protein ligase RMND5A
Biological process (GO): proteasome-mediated ubiquitin-dependent protein catabolic process
Cellular component (GO): GID complex; cytoplasm; nucleus
Molecular function (GO): protein binding; ubiquitin protein ligase activity
Source: RefSeq, a predicted model, not a curated record
AACAUCCUGCUAGAAAACAAAAUGGAAGCUUGUUUUGCUGUUGAGAAGGAACUAGAAAAAUUAUUUGAAAAAUACACAUCUGCUCAUGAACGCGGACAACAAACACUUGAUGAAUUUAUGUUGUCUUUGAAAAAUUUUAACGCUGAACUCCAUCAACGACCCCAAGAUGAAUUAGCAUCAGAUGGUAUAAAAGCAGCAGUUCUAGAUUUUACCAACAGAGGAAGAAUAGUAACCAACAGUGUCAGCACAUUUCACAAAGAUCUUCAUGGAUCAGUCUCAAAACUUGGCAAAACUAUAGAUAGGAAUUUCACUUCAGAUUUUUCUGCAGUAGUUACAGAUGGUGCCUUUGAUGGGGAGUGGAGACAAAGGCUCUUGAAUGAAGUUAUAUGUGAACAUUUUCUCAGACAGGGCAUGCUAGAUAUAGCAGAAUGUUUAAAUCAGGAUGCAAACUUGGAGCUGUCACAAGAAAGAAAAGAGCCGUUUUUAGAGCUCCAUAGAAUACUGGAAGCCUUACGCCUACAUAAUUUGGAGCCAGCUUUAGAAUGGGCAGAACAAAACAGAGAAAACCUUGCCAAGAGAAACUCACCUUUAGAAUUCAAACUUCAUCGUUUAAGAUUUAUUGAGUUGAUUAAGUUUGGGUCCAUGAAGCAAAAGGAAGUCUUACAGUAUGCUCGAAAGCUGGCCCCAUUCGCAGAUAUGCACACAAGAGACAUGCAGCUUCUAAUGGGAUCUCUGCUGUACCUGAAUAAAGGAAUAGCCAACUCUACAUAUUCAUUUCUGUUUGAAGACUCCAGCUGGGCAGAAAUCUGUGACAUAUUCACUCGAGAUGCUUGUGGACUUCUCGGCCUUUCUGUGGAAAGUCCUCUCAGUGUUGGAAUAAAUGCUGGCUGUAAAGCAUUACCACCAUUGUUAUCAAUUCGCCAAGUCAUGCAGUCAAGACAGGUUGCUGGUGUUUGGAGCAGCAAGGAGGAAUUACCAGUUGAAAUUGAUCUCGGGCAAGAUUACAGAUUCCACUCAAUUUUUGCUUGUCCUAUUCUCCGUCAACAAAGUACAGAACAGAAUCCACCAAUGAGAUUGACCUGUGGUCAUGUUAUUUCUAAAGAUGCCUUGCAUAAAUUAGUUGUGGGAAACAGCAACAGAUUUAAGUGCCCAUACUGCCCAGUAGAGAUGACAACAUCAGAAACAAAGCAGAUAUACUUUUGAUGUACAUUUCUUGGAUAUUGUUUGAUACUUGAAAAGUUUUAGAGUGUACAAAAUUCAGACUAACUCAUGCCUGGCAAGUCAUUCACUUAUUUCAGCUUUUAAUGCUACUUUCUCACUCGGUACCAACAGGUUGGAUUGAAAUGUAAUUGCAAGCAGAAGUAUUGUCUUGAAGGCUAUCAUAAAAUAGUAGGUACAAACUGAUCUAGAUUCAAGCAUAAGGUUAUCUCUACCAGGACUUGUACUGUCAUCAGUUUUACACAUUUAUAAUUCAUUUUCUACAUACUCCUCACACCCUAGUGAGUUACUCAUAUUGAAAUGUUUUGAAAACAAGACAAGGCUUUAAAAUUCAAAGCUUGCGUAAAACUAAAUUUAGGGUUACAAAUGUAGCUCUGCCAUGGCUGUGUAUUUGGCGCCUUUAAUGUUUAUCAACUGUUUACAUUAAAUAUCUGCCGUUUCUAUAUUUCUUCAUUUUAAUUCAAGGCUACAGAGUUUUGCAAUGUAACUGACAUGUAAAUUUACUUCUAAGCAGACUAUUUAUUGCUAUAGUAAGGAUUGAUUUGUCAUGGCUGCACUACCCUCAUUAGUCUGAUCACUCUCCGAUGCUUAGAGUGUGCCCAAAAAGAGUAAGCCCCAUAUCCCAGUGAAGUCAGCAAUCAUAUCACAUGAUGUUAAAGAAACUCCUCCCCCAGUCAAUGUGAGACAACUCAAUAUCUGAUUGAUUUAAACACUAGUGCUGUGAACAAUGCAUAUCAGAGUUUCAUGUAGUGAAAUUUAUUAUUGGGAAAAUCUUAUAUGUUUCAUAUAAGUUAAUGAGAAUUGUACUAAUAGCUGUAUUUAACUCAGUUUAAAAAAAUUAAUUUUCAGUCAGUAUUUUAUGCAUUAUUUUAUCAUAAACUUCUAAUUGAUUCUCAUAAUUAUCUGACCAAGUGAUUUUUUUUUACUACUACCUACUGUCACAAUAAUUUGGUUAGUGAAUGUAAAUCGUAAGUUUGCUCUUGAUUUCUUUCACAGCCCUCCUCCCCUCACCCCACUCAUUCAGUAUAUCUGAGAAAUGUUCAUGUAGUGAGAUCUCAAAGUCUGGUUUAAUGGCUUAAAACUGGAGAUAUGUAAUACUAGUUUUAUUCCUUUCUAAACUUUAAAUUCUAGAUCUCAAAUUGAAUUUAUUUGAAUGAUAUAUUUUACAGUGUUAUACUUAAAUCUUUUGUGUCACAAUACAUUUGAAUUAAUGACACGUUAGAGAAAUUCUGAUCAAGAUUUUGUAUGUACAGAUGUAAAAGUAUUAAAAGUCUCAUUUGAACUGGUGAUCUGAAAUUAAACUCCAAUGCCUGGCGAUAACAUAAUACCUCUUUGUAAACUGUCACAGUCUGAAGCUGAGAAAUAAAAAAAAAAAUCUCGGCUUUCAGAUGAGAGCAGCUAAUAUGCGCCAGCAUAUUCAGGUUGUUAAUGAUAGACUUAUUUCAUAAUAUAUGCCGGUUUGGUUUACAGGUCUAUACUUUUUAAAACAUUGCUGUGGUUAGCCCAUGUUAAUAUUGUACAAUAGAGUGCUAUGUAUUUAUUUUUAUGUAUGUCCGAUGUAAUUUUUAGACUUGCCUGUUUCAUUUGCUUUGUCACACAGAUUUAGCUGUAAUUACACAGUUAUUUAGAGGAAAGCACAUUUAUAAAAGUCAUUUCUCAAAAUGUUCUUUAUAAUUUUUGGUUGACUCUAUGACAAAAGUAAGAAGUAUUUAAACCAUUAGCCCUGAGCCAUUCCAUGAAAUUUAAACUGAUAUUGUGUGCAAUGAUUUUUUUCGGUUGUUUUUUUUUGUUUUUCUAAUAUCACUCUAAUUACUAUUAAGCUGCUCUAGUCCUAAGUUCACCUGAUUACUUUUGUCUAUCUAUCCCAGUGGUUCUCAACCUUUUUGGGGGUGCUGAACACCACCAUAUGCGCAUUUACCGUACCCUCUUAAUAGUUCUGUUGUCUGCACUGACAAAAUCUGAUUGUGAAUCAUUUUAAUCAUAUGAGUCUUGACCUCUGUCAAAGCCCUGAGGCUGACUGAACCCCUGGUUAAGAGCCACUGAUCUAUCCACUCUGCUUGUCUUCCUUUUGUUCCUUACUGUUUUCAUGUCAGUUCUUGUACUUGUUAUCUUUUCUGUUCCCCUAUCAUUACUUGUUAAAUCUUUUCUGUUCCCUUAUCUGUACUUGUUAAAUCUUUUCUGUUCCCUUAUCUGUACUUGUUAAAUCUUUUCUGUUCCCUUAUCUGUACUUGUUAAAUCUUUUCUGUUCCCUUAUAUAAAAUCUUUUCUGUUCCCUUAUCUGUACUUGUUAAAUCUUUUCUGUUCCCCUAU